This is a messenger RNA of Nymphaea colorata (pocket water lily), 1179 nucleotides long. Its product is annotated as meiotic recombination protein SPO11-1. Gene Ontology annotation, cellular component: nuclear chromosome. Gene Ontology annotation, biological process: meiotic DNA double-strand break formation; reciprocal meiotic recombination; meiotic DNA double-strand break processing. Bases 48 to 1133 code for a protein of 361 amino acids. Gene Ontology annotation, molecular function: DNA binding; ATP binding; DNA topoisomerase type II (double strand cut, ATP-hydrolyzing) activity. Lineage: Eukaryota; Viridiplantae; Streptophyta; Magnoliopsida; Nymphaeales; Nymphaeaceae. The record is from RefSeq and is a predicted model, not a curated record. The transcript has 15 exons.
UUAAAAUCAAAAGAGAAAAAAAAGACGGAGGGAAGGAGGAAGAGAAGAUGGCGGAAGGAUCUCCCUCCUCCAAAUCCUUCGCGUUCCUUUGCCAAAUCAAGGAAUUCACGCGGAAUUUGGUGAAAAACCUCAGCAGGGGAAAUCUCCCCGUUAUUGCCCUAGACCGCUACCGGAGCUAUUGCAAUCUGACCGAUCCUACGGAUUCCUGCUGUUGUUCCGGCAUUGCUAAGAAGAAACUCAUUUCUAUGGAAAGGGCAAGUCAUGCUCAGAGACUUGAUGUGCUAUUAAGAGUCCUUUUGAUUAUUCAACAACUGCUACAAGAAAACAAGCACGCAUCAAAGAGAGACAUCUAUUACAUGCAUCCAACCAUUUUUACAGAUCAAGAAACUGUAGAUCGGGCUAUCAAUGAUAUUUGCUCCUUUUUCAGAUGCAGUCGUCAUGAUUUAAAUGUGGUGUCAGCCAACAAUGGCUUGGUGAUGGGAUGGCUGAGAUUUGUAGAAGCGGAACAUAAAUUUGACUGUGCAACAUAUCCUAACACUGGUUAUCCAAUUCCAGUGCAAGUUGAAAAAGUUAAAAAUAUAAUUAGCACUGCCAGUUACAUAUUAGUUGUUGAGAAGGAGACAGUUUUCCAGCGGCUGGCAGAUGACAAGUUUUGUCAAUCAAACCGCUGCAUAGUUCUCACAGGAAGAGGUUAUCCUGAUGUUUCUACCAGAAGAUUUCUACGGCUUCUUAUUGAUGAACUACACUUGCCCGCCUACUGCUUGGUAGAUUGUGAUCCAUAUGGCUUUGAGAUAAUGAUGACAUACCGAUUUGGUUCAAUGCAAAUGGCAUUUGAUGCAAAAUCACUUUGUAUACCAGAGUUACGUGCUAUAGGAACUUUUCCUUCUGACCUUAGAACAUACCAUCUUCCAGACCGUUGUCUCCUUCCACUUACACCAAGAGAUAGGGGGAAAGCAAAAGCCAUGUUGCAAAGAUGUUACUUGCAUCAACAAGCACCAGAAUUGAGGUCAGAGCUUCAGGAGAUGCUGCAGUGCGGUGUUAAGUUUGAGAUGGAAGCAUUAUGUGUGACUUCCUUUUCUAUCUUGUCAGAAGAAUAUAUUCCUUCUAAAAUUGAAGGAGGGAUGUAUAUCUAACCUUAUUUGUACAGUAAAUGUUAAUCUUCCAAUUAUUGUUGCUUGA